AAAACCUGUGGGUUUUUCAAUCCAAAGCAAAGCAGGGGAAACGAGUAAAACCAUGGGCAGUUUUCCAUCGCCACAAACAAAACCCCGAAAACUAAAACCGGCUGCUCUUCUCUCUGUAUAUAGUAAUAUCCCACCUCCCUAUUCCUUCUCUGUCACUCAAUCUAUGCACCAACUCCUUUCUCUCUCUUUUUCUCUCUCACGCUUCGUGCAUUUUUUAUACACUACAAUUCUGCGAAAAAGCCUAAGAAAUUCCACAUCUUUUUGGCCUUUGAUGGCGCUUCCCGACCUGUUGAUGUAACAAGUCAAUUCCAAUCCCUCACAGACUGCUGCUUUGGACAGUUUGCUUUAAGGGAUUAUUGGGUAGGUUUUUUUCUUUUUUAUUCCUCUUUAUUUCAUAACCCUCCAUCCAAUGUUUCUUAUCUGAUUUCGAAACCAAAGAUUGUGUGUAUGCAAAGUAGAUAAUAUUGGCCUCUUUUUUCAACUGGGUCAUCAACGUUUUGUCUCAAAACAUUGGUCCAAAAAAAAAAAAAAAAAAAAAAAAUAGAAUAAGAGCAGUAGAAAGUUGAAACCAAGUUUUGGUCCUUUUUGUUCUUUUUAAUGGAAGCCAAUGGUUUAGGGGGUGGAUUGUUUUCUGGCUUGGGUUCUGGAAUGCUAGGGCUAGAAAUGCCUUUACACCAGCAACAAAACCCCCCAAAUCCUCAAAACCCACAUCGUGUACACCCCCAAAUGGUUGCCUACGCCCACCAUGAUGCUGAUCACCAUCCACAACCUCAGCAAUCUGUCAAACAUGGAUACCCUUAUGCUGCCAAAUCCAAGCAAAUAGCCCUUAGUGAUGAAGAUGAACCAGGGUUUGGUGCUGAAGACAGUGCUGGAGACGGCAAGAGGAAAGUAUCCCCAUGGCAGAGAAUGAAGUGGACAGACACCAUGGUUAGGCUCCUAAUAAUGGCGGUCUAUUAUAUUGGCGAUGAGGGUGGCUCUGAAGGGACCGAUCUUACGGGCAAGAAGAAACCUUCCGGGGGAUUGUUACAGAAGAAAGGGAAAUGGAAAUCAGUAUCUCGGGCAAUGAUGGAAAAGGGGUUCUAUGUGUCUCCGCAGCAGUGCGAGGACAAGUUCAAUGAUUUGAACAAGAGGUAUAAAAGGGUGAAUGAUAUACUCGGAAAGGGAACGGCUUGCCGGGUUGUGGAAAAUCAAAACCUGUUGGAGAUGAUGGAUUUGACUCCCAAAAUGAAAGAAGAAGUUAAGAAAUUACUCAAUUCUAAGCACCUGUUUUUCAGAGAAAUGUGUGCUUACCACAACAGUUGUGGUCACGGUGUCGGUGGUGGAGCUAGUGGUGCCCAUCAAUCGCCUGAGCUGACUCAGGAGCAAUCUUUGGUUCCGCUAAACCAGCAGACCCAGCAGCAGCAACGUUGCUUCCAUUCAACGGAUAAUGUCCCAGUAGUGGGUAAUAUGGGCAGGGCAGAAACAGAGGGAUCCAAAUUGAUUAAAGCAGGAAGUGGUGGUGAAGAAGAGGACGACGAUGAUGAUGAUGAUGAUGAUGAUUCGGAUGACGACGACGAUGAAGACGAAGAAGAGGUGGCUGAAGGCUGUUCUCGGGGUCAAAAUGGGCAUGGACAUGAAGAUGAGGACGACAUUAACAAUGAAAGAAGUUCGCGUAAAAGACCAAGAAAGGGAGGUUUAUCAGAAUCCUCACAAAUAAUGCAUCAAUUGAGCUGCGAGGUGAUGGCUGUGCUCCAAGAUGGAACAAAGAGCUCAUGGGAAAAGAAGCAGUGGAUAGAGAUGAGGUUGAUUCAAUUGGAGGAGCAGCAAAUGAGCUAUAAAGCUCAAGCUUUUGAGCUAGAGAAGCAGAGGUUCAAGUGGUUGAAGUUUAGAAGCAAGAAGGAGAGGGAAAUGGAGAGAGCCAAGUUGGAGAAUGAGAGAAGGAGGCUUGAGAAUGUGAGAAUGGGAUUGCUUCUUAGGCAGAAAGAGUUGGAGUUUUUAGAUCUUCAUCAUGGUCAACCGCAACAACAGCAGCAGCAACAGCAACAAAAUUCCUCAAAUAAGAGAGGCAAUGGUGUCCAAUCUCCCGGAUAAAGCUUAAAAUUGUGUUAGAUUUAUGACAUUUAUGUAUAUAUCUUAUAAUUAGAUGGGUAGGAAAAAUCUUUUUGUGGUUGUUGUUUCAUAAUCUGUUUGAAUUUUGCUCGUACUUUCUGUCGUGUAUUAUCUUCUUUGUAGUUGGAUUUAAAUUGGGAUUAGUAUAGUAUGUAUUGAAUCUCCUGCAGAUAAUAUUUCUUAAUUAUUUAAA
Molecule: messenger RNA, 2281 nt
Organism: Ziziphus jujuba (common jujube)
Lineage: Eukaryota; Viridiplantae; Streptophyta; Magnoliopsida; Rosales; Rhamnaceae
Exons: 1
Coding region: 598-2070 (490 amino acids)
Source: RefSeq, a predicted model, not a curated record